AUGGAAACCGGACUGGGUGACGCGGUGGGCAUGCGCUGGACUGGCGUUCUCCGCAUUGAGCGGAGGGUCUCCCAUGACCUUUGGCUUUGUGCACAGGUUCUCACAGGUACCUCAUGCACCUUGGCCAGUUCCACCGAGUUAGGAGAUGUUCGAACUACGAUCUAUGGAGCCUUGGUUGCGAGCGAGGGCGCGGGGUUUGCCCUUUCAUGUGACCACGACACGAAGAUCGUCCCUAUCCCGCUAUGCUCACCGAUCCCCACAUGUGCCAAAGAGGUCUGUAGUGGCUUGGCUAGCAUGAGUUUGAGCGCUGCUGCACUUGGCAUUGCACCGGUGGCUGCUAUGGACAUCAGCCCACUGGUGACGGCCCACUUGGACAUGAAUGGUCACCAGAAUGUGAUUCUUGGCGAUGUGAAUCAUGAUGCUGAUUUGUAUCGCAUUCAUUGCUGUGGCCCACCCUCAGGAUGCCUGUGGCUUGCAGGCUUCCCGUGUCAGGCCUUCUCACGCCAGGGAGACCGAAGAGGUUUUGAAGACCGUCGUGCCUCCACCUUUUACGGGGUUCUGAAAGGAGCCUGGUACAACCAGGCAGCCAUGGUCAUGUUGGAGUGUGUUGCCGAGGUCAAUCAAUAUGAGGAAAUCCACGAAGGAUUGCAAGCACUGGCUGCGGCCCUUGGACUUAGGCUGCUGACUAAGGUCCUAUCGUUGGAACACACAUGGCCUUGUCGCAGGACUCGAUGGUGGGCUGUCCUGAUUCCACCCCAGAUGAUGUUGACGCAGCUUCAACCUAUGCCUUCCUUUGGCUAUGACUCGGUGGACAAGAUCAUUCCCGUGUGGGGUCGCUGGGCACAGUCUGAUGAAGCUCAGCUUGAACUGGAUGGCCUUGAAUUGCAGCUCUUGCAUGAUCCAUCCAUGGGACAUGAUCAGAGAGUCCUUCAGACAUCCGGCUGCUGUGCAACGUUCCUACACUCGUAUGGCAGCGCACUGGUAGCUUUGUUGCAAACUUUGCCGCCUGAUCUUCGCAUUGCAGAUGACCUGAAGGUAGCGGCGCCUGCUCAGGCGCUUUGGGUUCUGGCGCAAUGCUUCAGCUCUAUGCUUGGUUCGACGGUGGUCCCUGAGCAUGUAUUGCGCUCUUAUCUGGAACGACUUCGGCUUAUGGCACAUCAUACCCUCCCUCAGCAUGGGCCAGAUGUUGUGAUUCGACCACAUGUUGGAGAUACUGCGGAUGCCGAUCUCGUCUUCCUGACCUCCUCAGGCACAUUGGUGAAGGAUAUGCGAGCAGCGAUCAACCGCUGGGACUGCACCCAGGUACACUGGCUACACGACCAAGGUUACGUGGUGCCUGAUCACGCAUUCCUUCAGCACUCCGGACGAGCAGGCAAGUAUGAGUUGGUUACAACGCCAGCAACAGCAAGUAUGCCCUCGGCUACUCAGCUCAUCAAGGUGACGGUCCAAUGUGAUUAUGGUGACCUGCAAGCAUUGUUGAAGGCUGGCAGCUUUGUCUUCCAAGCGUUCUGGCAUUUGCGGCUCCAGGUGCAACCAUGUCGAUACUAUGACAACCAUGGCACCGUCUGGUUUGCUGAUUCACGGGUGUGGGAUGACCUUACCCUGAUUGAGGCACUUCAAAGCUCCAUCCAGCAAAUCACUGCGGAUAAGUUGCCACCUGGUGCAUAUUUGCUGCCGCUCAAAGAAAGCAUGGCUCUUGCUCAGCCAGCGUAUGUUCCUCCAGAGACCAUCAGAUCUGCAUCAGAAGCAUCCUUGCAUUACUUUGAUGGUUUGGCGCAUCUGCUGCAUCCUGAGAUCAAGAACAUUGCCUGCUGGGUCAAGCACCUGUGGGGAGCCCGUCAUGUUGCUAUUCACUAUGACCGUUGCAUCAUUCAAACUCGAGAAGAGGUCAGUGCAGUGAUCGCUCUCGGCCAUCUGGCGUUGACGUGUGGACUACAGUGCAUUCCUACCUGCGAACAGCUGGUGCAAGUCCACCAGGCUCUCCUUCCAGUCUCGCAAGGUACUGUCGAGGAGGAGGAGGUCAUGGUCACAUCAGUCGGCCUGGAUAUGGUCACCCUCCAAGAGGCUAUGGAAGAGGUCAUUGGCAUUGCAGAUGUACCAGUGUGUGCACCUCCGGUGGCCUUAGUUCAUGCAUGGAUGCAAGGGGAUGAAGAUGCCUUGACCGACUAUGUCACAGGCCACAAGCUUGAUGUAUAUAUCGUCACUAGCCUGUAUGGUCUGUCUGACGCAUCACUGGUUCCUUGUGGUGAUGUCAUGUACGGGUGA
Durusdinium trenchii is the source of this 2265-nucleotide messenger RNA. The record is from the annotation of a GenBank genome assembly. NCBI's taxonomy places the organism in Eukaryota, Dinophyceae, Suessiales, Symbiodiniaceae.